This is a messenger RNA of Limulus polyphemus (Atlantic horseshoe crab), 3382 nucleotides long. Its product is annotated as formin-binding protein 1 homolog. Lineage: Eukaryota; Metazoa; Arthropoda; Merostomata; Xiphosura; Limulidae. Gene Ontology annotation, molecular function: protein binding. The coding region runs from base 23 to 1543 and encodes 506 amino acids. The transcript is spliced from 11 exons. Gene Ontology annotation, biological process: signal transduction. The record is from RefSeq and is a predicted model, not a curated record.
ACCAUGUAAAGCAUUUCUUCAGAUGAUGAAUGAAGUCAGUGAUAUAGCUGGUCAGCAUGAAUUAAUAGCAGAAAACAUGACAUUACAAAUAGUAAAAGAAAUAAAUAAUUUAGUAAAAGAGCUCAAAGAUGAAAGAAAGAGGCACUUACAUGAAGGUGCAAAGCUUCAAGCACAGCUUCAAGCAUCUUUGUCACAAUUAGAUAAGGCAAAAAAAGCAUACGAAAAAGCUUUUAAAGAAGCAGAGAAAGCGCAAGAAAAUUUUGUAAAAGCUGAUGCAGACCUGAACUUGUCCAGAGCAGAAGUAGAAAAGGCAAGGACACUUUCUGUGAUGAAAAAUCAAGCCUGUGAAGACUGUAAAACGGAGUAUGCCAAUCAACUUCAAAAAACCAACGAGUUACAGAGGCAGCAUUAUAUUACUACAUUGCCAAACGUAUUUCAGCAACUACAAGAAAUGGAUGAAAGACGAAUAACUUGCAUCCAGAAUUUUAUUAAGUUAUCCGCUGAUAUUCAGCGACACGUAUUUCCUAUAGUAAGCAAAUGUCUUGAUGGAAUAGUGAAAGCUUCAGAAACUGUGGAUCCAAGACAGGAUUCUAGGCUAGUCAUUGAGAAGUUUAAGUCUGGUUUCUCACCACCGGUAGACUAUCCAUUUGAAGACCUUAGUAAUCUUAAAAAUAGUGAAGGGAACACGGGGCUGCAUUCGGUACCUUCUUUUAAAACAGAAACUAUUAAAGGCACCAUUACAGCUGGAAAACUCAAGAAGCGUAGUGGAAUAUUUGGGAUAUUUAGUUCAAAUAAGCAUCAUAUUGAUGAAACAAAAGAUUACUGUGAUCUACCCCCAAAUCAAAGGAAAAAGAAACUUACACAGAAGAUAGAACAUAUACAGAACCAGAUACAGCAAGAAACAGCAGCAAGGGAUGGCUUGACGAAGAUGAAAUUGGUGUAUGAACAGAGUCCUGCAAUGGGUGAUCCACUAAGCAUUGAGGGCCAAUUAACAGAAAACGGACAUAAACUUGAAAAGCUCCAAACUGAGCUUCAGAAGUUCCAGAGUUACUUAUCGGAUGCAGAGGGUAUAACAUUAACACCAAAAAGAAAUAAAAAGGAUAGGAACAGUAUUUCUGAGGAUUCUUUAUCGAGGAGUGCUUCCGAUUCCAGUGUCAACAACCCUAACAACAAUAAAACCAUGGUAUCAAAUACUCCACCACAAGCUAAUGGUUCCUCCUAUAGUCCCGAGAGUGGUAUCAGUAGGAGUCGUACCAGUAUUCCAGAAGUUGACGUGUAUGAUGACGAGGAGAAAUUUGAUAACAUUGACGAAGAAGAUAAUGCUGAUUUUGAUCUGGAUCCUCUUCCUGUGCUGGGUACGGCAAGGGCUCUCUACCCCUUUGAUGCUCAAAGUGAAGGAUCUAUCCCUAUGGAAGAAGGAGAAGAAUUUGAUGUUGUUGAGUUAGAUCAAGGAGAUGGUUGGACUAGAGUACGUCGCGGUGACAUCGAAGAGGGUUUUGUGCCAACCUCCUACGUUCAAUGUUUUCUCUAUAACAAUUGUUAAUCUCUGGGUUCUGUUUUUUUCAGACAUUGUAAUAUCAGUUGCAUAUUCUGGUAUGUAACCAUCCUUUUCAAUGACGUUCUUUAUUGUGAUAUUUUUUUACUCUCAAUAGUAUUUGUUUUUAAAGUUUUUAAUUUUCACAGGAUUAACUGUAGUGUGUUAGCAUAAGCAUUGAUUUCCUACUUGUAUAUGCAUGAAGUCAGUGUAUGUGUAAUUUGUGAAUGAUUUUUUUGUAAAAGAACUGUUAUGUCAAUGCUAAUUUAAGACUUUAGUCAGUGUUAUGACAGUUUGGAAGUUACACUAUGUUUAUAGGAAAUUUCUUUUCAUACCUAUUUUGCUUUUUUUUUUCUUUUGUUUUUUACAGUAGAAUAUUGAUUAUGCUCUUGACUGUACAUUGAUUAGUUGGAGACAUUGGUAACUACAUGUAUGAUGUAUGUACUCGGCUGUGCUGAAAAAAAAAUUAUGUUUUAAUUAGCGUUUUCACCAUAAAAUUACUUUCUAAUUGGUUUAUAAACUAACUUGAAAAGUUCCAUAACUACCAAAAUGUAUUUUCAAGUGAGAUGUAAUGUCUUCGGGUCUUCUUGAGCACGAUUCCCACAGUUGGAAGAAAGCCCUUUGAAAUAUAUUAAUAUUUCCAUUGAGAAAUCUUGAAGAAAUCCUACAGAAACUGUUUAGAAUGUUGAAAAUGAGCUGUUUGAAAUCUAAAAUCGGGCCGAAAUGAAGUUCACGUCACGAAGCAGAAUUUUUUUGCACCAAUCAGAUCUUGCACUAGUAUUGGCCAGUUUUACCAUUUGACACAUCGCUAACACUUUAGAUUGUUCUUCCUUAAAAUAUAGCUUAAAAAAGAAAAGGAUACCAGCAGAGGAAUAAACAGAAACAAAUGUCUUGUACAAAUAAAUCAUUAUAUAGGUUUAUGAUUUGUAUUAGAUAUUCAUGUAGAUAUUAUUUAAAAUCAUUUGAUUAUUUUUGUAACAAGCUUAACCAAAAAUAUGGUGAAAGGUAUGCAUAUCUGAUGAUUAUUUUUCUAUGUUAUCAAAAAUUAACGUGUAUUCUAGAGCAAGUAUUGGGAAUGUUGUUAUUGUACAUGAGGAGAAUUUGUAAAAUCUCUUAAGUGUUUUAGAACCACAUUAACUUUGUACUGUUGUGUAUAUUUACCGAUACUUUGUUCUGGGAUAAACAAACUAUUUUUAAUGAAAACGGUUUAACAAAAUUUGUGUGUGUGUGUGUUAUAUAUGCAUCGCUCGUUUCAGGUUUAUGCCAAUGUAACAGGUUUAGUUCGGCAUCAUGUUCUGCGAAUAAGGAUGGUUUGUAUCCAUGGGACAUACAGGUAUUUUUCUUUACUUGAUUAGUAAAUUGCAGUCAUGAAACAAAGGGGAACCAGCUAAGCUUAACGGCAUUAAGAAAACAACUAUCAGUUUGGGAACAAAUGUUGGCCAGUGAUCAGUGAGCGUCUCUGUUUAACCAACUGACAGUCAGUAUGCUAUUCAAAUUCAUCAACUUGUAUUUCUGAAGUAUUGCAAAUAUUAAAACUAUUGUAUCCAAUGGUGAGAUUUUGUUGACAGUGAGUUUGUGUGCGUGUUUAUUUUUUAAUACAACUGUAAUAAUCACGAUGAUGUUUUUUAAAAAAAAAAGAGUUCAUGUAACUAUUUUAAUUCCCAACCAUUAUUGAUGGAGAUCCAUCUAGCAAUUAAACGAUAUUUAUGAAGCAGCUAUAUGGGUGCUACCUUAGGAGUAUAUGCCCCCCCCCCAAUUAUUCGUUUCAUGGUGAGCAAAUUGGUGUGAUGCUUGCAGCUAGGAUGACAUUAAUUGCAUGUAUCCAAUAAUCUGCUUCAUACCAACCCA